Molecule: messenger RNA, 2688 nt
Organism: Triticum turgidum subsp. durum (durum wheat)
Lineage: Eukaryota; Viridiplantae; Streptophyta; Magnoliopsida; Poales; Poaceae
Source: the annotation of a GenBank genome assembly
AUGGAGGUCGCGGUGGUCGUCGGGCCGAUAGUGAAGCUCUUGCCGAAGCUCCUAUCGGUGAUAGAUGGGAAGAGGAAGCAGCUGGACAACCUGGAGGUCGACGCUGGAUUCAUCCGGCGCGACCUGCAGUCGAUCCAAGAAAUCAUUGGCCGCUCGAAUGGCGGCAGAUCCAUCACGGACCUCUGGGUCCGAGAUCUCAGGCGCUUGGCGGACGACAUGGAAGACUGCAUCGAUCGCUUCCAGGUCGGGAAGAUGAGCAGAAUCAGUUUCGUCGGGAAGAUCUGCAAGCUGAAGAAGCGGUCAAAGGAGACUCUCGAGCAGCUACAGAACUGCAUCAGCAUCGCCGGCGCCGCCGCACCUGCACCUGAUCCCCCCGCUGCAGCUGGGGGCACUGAUCAGGAUCCGGAAGAGCAACUUCUUGGCCUGCUUGCGCGGAGCCAAUCGGAGGGGAAUCUCAAAGUCAUCUCCGUCGCCGGCUUCAGUGGAGUAGGUAUGACUCACCUUGCCCACAAGGUUUACAGUGACAGGGAUGUGCGCAGCCAGUUCCCUCUGCACGCCUGGGUUCGUGCAGCACCGGGCAUGAGUGUGCUCAAGCUUCUUCAGAAAAUACAUGACCAACUGCUGUUAAUCAGUAUUGCCAAGAAUCAUGGUGCGACUGCCUCCAGCUCCAAAAUCAUACCACAAGUCAACGGAGAUGCUGAACAUGCCGCAAGUGACCACCUGCUCGCUGGACUACUCAAGACCGGAAGGUAUUUGAUUGUGAUUGAUGGCGUUAAUACACAUGAGUUGUAUGACGUACUAUCUGCGUUCUCUUGGGCUGAUGGAAUGGACGGCAGAAUUAUCAUGACGACGACCAUUCAACUACCAGCAGCGACAUGCUGCAAAUGUGGCAAUGGUUCAUCACUUGCUAUGGAUAGCACAAGCCAGGUUUUCAUUGGGGAGCUGACAGAAAGUGGAUUUGUGGAGGCCUGCCUCCAUCUUCGUGAUGACACAGUGGCAAGAAUGCACCGCAGCAACAACGAGAUCCUAUCCAGCCCUGUUGUCCAGGACUUAUUGCUGUAUUUUUGCAUGUUCCCUCGUGAUCAUCCUGUCAGGAGGAAUCCCCUGAUAAGGCGAUGGCUGGCUGAAGGACUUGUGUUUCCUCAACCUGAAACAGAGAAUUUUUCCCAGGAUGUUGCGAUCAAGAAUUUGGAGAGCCUCAUCAGCCGCAACAUCAUUCAGCCCAUUCAAGUGAGGACCUAUGGAAAUGUGAAGAAAUGCCAAACUUCUGGGAUAAUGCUCAACUCCAUUUCCAGCAAAUCCAGGUCACAGAAUUUCAUCACCAUGUUGUGUGGUGGCCAGACAACAGAGAAGAAUCUGCCAGGCAAAGAGAUUCGCCGGCUUUCCCUCCAUCUUAAUGGUGCGGCAAAUGGGCCACUGAAUUUGCCAAAGGAGUUAUCUCGUCUCCAUACUCUGGCAGUAUUCCCUGAUGAUACAAAUGUCACCAGGUAUCAAGCUAAUUUGAAUUAUGCCGAGUAUAAGCUACUGCGGGUUUUGGACCUCAAAGAAUGUGCUGAUGUGAAAGCACAACAUGUUGGCAAAAUAUGUGACCUGUUGUUGCUCAAAUAUCUGAGCCUCGGAGACAGUAUUGACAAGGUUCCAAGGAAAAUAGCGAAGCUAAAAUGGUUGGAGACUCUUGACAUGAGGAGAACCCAGGUAGUGAUGUUGCCAAUUGAAGUCCUCCACCUCCCCGGGUUGAAACACCUCCUUGGAAAGUUUCAGUUACUUGAAGGUGACUGCACACAUAAGAAGCUAGAGAAGCUCUUGUCAGAAGAUAGUGAAUUGCAGAGGCUUUCUGGAUUUGUCACUGACAAAAACGAAGGGUUUGCGCAGCUGAUGAGUCGCAUGGGGAAGUUGAGGAAGGUGAAAAUAUGGUGCGAUUCCACUGCAGAUGUGACGAAACUGGUUCAUGUUUUAGGGGCCACGGAGAAAUUCAUUGGCGGAGGCCUGGAUAUGACAAGAGUUGACCGUUCCUUAUCUAUCGACCUCCAAGGAUGCCCAACAGAAUGCUCAGAACAAUUCAUGGAUUCUCUGCAAGCUACAGGCCGUCUUACCUCGCUCAAAUUGCGCGGAAAGCUGAUGCGACUCCCUCGGUUCAAGGCAAAGCUGAACUACAUUGAGGAGUUGUGCCUCUCAAGAACUAAUCUGAGCGGGGACACAAUCCUAGAUGGCCUGUCUGAACUUAGAAUGACACUUAAGUAUCUCAAACUGGUAGAAGAUAAGCUUGGGCACUUGGUCAUAAAACCAGAGCAUUUCCGAAGCCUGAAGGGGUUAUGCCUUGUGGGCGAGCAAAGUAUGGAGGACAUAACAAUCCAAGAUGAAGCUAUGCCGUACCUUGUGUCACUUCAUAUGCUUUGUGAAGGUCUAGGUAAUCUUCCUGGCGUCGACAUCACACACAUGGCAAGGCUAAAAGAAGUCGCGCUCCAUUCUGGAGUACAAGAGACGAUAAAGGAUGGUUGGCAAACAGCUGCAAUGAACCAUCCUAACAGGCCCAACGUUUUGUUUAUCCACCAUGCUAACUCCUCACCUAGAGACUCUCUGCCGUGCGAAGCAACAGGGGAAAUUGCAAAUCGGACCAAACCUAUUGGGAGAAAAUUCACCGCCUCCAUCAUGGGUGGCAUCUUUGGUUGUGCAUGGCCAAGAUCCUGA